CGGUAUCGAAAUAUGGUUCGUGAUCGUCACGAGACAGGAGCCAGUCAAGUUGACGACAGAUCGGGGGAGAGAGAAGGAGAGAGAGAGUGAAGGCUGAGAGAGCCGUGGAACCACGGAGGCCGAGAUUAAACGUGAUUAGAUCCGCGGGAAUGUCCGAAGAAUGUCUCCUGAAUCGCUGAAGUUAGGGGAGGAGGGACGGGUGUGGCCACGCGCUGGUGGUUGUGGUGUGAGCCACUGGGAGAUUAGAGGAAACCACCGGAGUCCAGAGGAUGCGGCUCAUCCAACAGCAGCGCAUCCUCAGCCUUGCCUCGAGGCGAGCCUCACGGCUAGAGGAGCCAGGAGUACGUAAGCGAUGGAGGAUAUGCUACUCCAUGUAGACAGGGCCAUGGGCUCAGAAGUUUCGGAUAGAAAUAAUUCCAAACGACCGAGACCUUUGUUUAGCGAGUCCGAGAAUGCUGGCACGGAACUAGAUCGCUGUCCGAAUCAUGAAGCGAUUCUGGAGCAUAUUCCGCAGAGCUCUGGACUUCCGACGACCAGUUUGUAGCAGCAGCAACUACGUUCGCGCGGAGUUGCGAUGCCAUCACAUCUCUCCAUCUCCAUGGCCAGCCGAGCCGGGCUGAUAGGACUGGAGAAGAGAAAAAAUCUAGCGAGGCCAUGGAUGACAUUAGAGCCAGGCAGCCAGCAAGCAAGCAAGUCAGUGAGUGAAGAGAGCGAGGUUCGUUGCUCCAGCAUUGGCAAAGCCUCGUCUGCUCGAGAGAGAGCCAUAAAUGCAUCGGGUAUCAAAGGAUGGAAGAUUCCAACGUUCGAACCGUGGGCUCAGACACGGGUACACGUGUUUUGCAUGCAUGUGGGGAUGGAGAUACUCCAAAUAGACUCUCAACACCAAAGUAGCGAGAAGUAUGGGGCGAAAAGCGAGGAUCAGCUUCGGAAUCCUCACACGAAUCCCGUUCCGCAGUUCAGUCGUUCAGGAUACGGUCAUUCCUCGAGAGAUCUCCCUCUCUGACUCUGUGGUAGUUGCCAUAGCUCGUAUUGCAGAUCCCUAUCGACUGGAGGGAUAAUCCCUCAGCAGUACAGAGCCGAGCACUUUCCAGUUCCACGGGACCUCCACCUCACACUCUGGUCACAGAUUAGCGUCAUAGACAGCCAACUCCGGUCAACCGAUAUCCGAGCCUCCAUUAAACAAAAUCGAGCUGCAGGAGCAGCUGCUAAAAGGAAUCAUUCGGGUUGCAGAAAGGCAUCACAGAGAUUCUAAUCGGGUCUGUGAUGGUGAUGCAUUGCGGACUAAACGACAGUCAGGCCGAUUCAUGUGAACUUCGUGUGUGGGGCCGGUGGAGAUACUUUAGUCCUGAGUGCCCACUUGUUUCUACCAGGUUUGCCCUGGGGGUAGUAAGUGAAUAUGAGAGGGAGAGAGAGAUAGAGAGAGGGCCACCAUCUUUCUUAGAGUUACGGCAAUCACGCGAGAAAAGCAUGUCAUGGUCGCUGAUUGCGAACUACUGGCGGGUUUAGCUUGUUCAGUGCAUAAU
Marchantia polymorpha subsp. ruderalis is the source of this 1523-nucleotide messenger RNA. Lineage: Eukaryota; Viridiplantae; Streptophyta; Marchantiopsida; Marchantiales; Marchantiaceae. The record is from the annotation of a GenBank genome assembly.